This is a messenger RNA of Theobroma cacao (cacao), 3429 nucleotides long. The record is from RefSeq and is a predicted model, not a curated record. NCBI's taxonomy places the organism in Eukaryota, Viridiplantae, Streptophyta, Magnoliopsida, Malvales, Malvaceae.
GUCUCUUUGGUCAAAAAAGGAAAAAAAAAAAAAAAACACAAAGAGAAAGAGAAGUCGGCGUCCUCCACACUCUGAACCCUAUUUCUCCGAUUUCUCUUCCAUUUAUCAAAUUUUCCAUUUACUUUUUCCUUUCCUUUCCUUUUUAAUUAAUAAUCAGAAAAACCUGCUUGGCUACAGAUUGUAAACUAAACAUGGAUUUGGUGGCCAGUUGCAAGGAUAAAUUGGCGUAUUUUCGAAUAAAAGAACUCAAGGAUGUUCUCACUCAAUUGGGUCUUUCAAAGCAAGGGAAGAAGCAGGACCUUGUUGAGAGGAUAUUAGGUGCUCUCUCUGAUGAACAAGUUGCAAAGAUGUGGGCAAAAAGGACUCCCGUCGGAAAGGAAGAUGUGGCAAAACUUGUCGAUGACAUAUACAGAAAGAUGCAGGUUUCUGGAGCCACUGAAUUGGCAUCAAAGGGACAGGGUGUGUCGGACAGCAGUAAUGUAAAAGUUAAAGGGGAAAUAGAUGAUCCCUUUCAAUCAGAUAUGAAAGUUCGUUGUCCCUGUGGAAGUUCAUUGGAGACUGAGAACAUUAUUAAGUGUGAAGGUCCAAGAUGUCAAGUGUGGCAACAUAUUCGUUGUGUUAUAAUUCCAGAGAAGACUAUGGAGGGGAAUCCACCAGUUCCUGAUUUAUUUUAUUGUGAAAUUUGUCGGCUGAGCCAAGCUGAUCCUUUUUGGAUUACUAUUGCGCACCCUUUAUGUCCGUUGAAGUUGGCUGUUUCAAAUAUCCCAAAUGAUGGUACAAAUCCAGUCCUAAGUGCAGAGAAAACAUUCCAAAUCACCAGGACAGACAAGGACUUACUGACAAAACAAGAGUAUGAUGUCCAGGCAUGGUGCAUGCUUCUGAAUGACAAAGUUCCAUUCAGGAUGCAGUGGCCUCAAUAUGCAGAUUUGCAGGUUAAUGGCUUACCUGUUCGUGCUAUUAAUAGACCUGGCUCGCAAUUGCUCGGGGCUAAUGGCCGUGAUGAUGGUCCAAUUAUAACUCCAUGUACUAAAGAUGGAAUUAAUAAGAUAACUUUGACUGGAUGUGAUGCUCGCGUAUUCUGUUUUGGAGUUAGAAUUGUUAAACGGCGAACUGUUCAACAGGUACUUAACAUGAUUCCCAAGGAGACUGAUGGUGAACGUUUUGAAGACGCUCUUGCUCGUGUUUGUCGUUGUGUUGGUGGUGGAACUGCAACAGACAAUGGUGAUAGUGACAGUGAUCUAGAAGUUGUUGCAGAUUUUUUUGGAGUCAACCUACGUUGCCCUAUGAGUGGUUCAAGAAUGAAGGUGGCUGGAAGGUUUAAACCUUGUGUUCACAUGGGUUGUUUUGAUCUUGAAGUUUUUGUGGAGCUGAACCAACGUUCUAGGAAGUGGCAGUGCCCAAUUUGUCUGAAGAACUACUCAUUGGAGAACAUUAUAAUUGAUCCUUAUUUUAAUCGCAUCACAUCCAAGAUGAGAAAUUGUGGAGAAGAUAUUACCGAGAUUGAGGUCAAGCCUGAUGGUUCUUGGCGUGCAAAGGCUAAAAGUGAAAAUGAGCGUAGAGAACUUGGUGAUCUUGCACAAUGGCAUUCUCCUGAUGGUACUCUAUGUGUCCCUGGCAGUGCGGAGGUUAAGCCCAGAGCUGAAACGUCGAAGCAGAUCAAACUUGAAGGUGCUUCAGAUGGUCAUACAGGUUUGAAACUUGGAAUCAAGAAGAAUAGCGAUGGGUUGUGGGAAGUUAGCAAGCCUGAAGAUAUGAACACGUCUUCUGAUAGUAGAUUACAAGAAAGAUUUGAACAUCAUGAGCAAAAAAUUAUUCCAAUGAGCAGCAGUGCAACUGGAAGUGUUAAGGAUGGUGAAGAUCCUAGUGUAAAUCAGGAUGGUGGUGGGACUUACGACUUUACAAGCAAUGGGAUUGAACUUGAUUCCAUGCCUCUGAACAUAGAUUCGGCAUAUGAAUUUACGGACCGAAAUCCAUCUGCACCCACAGGAAAUGCAGAAGUUAUUGUUCUUAGUGAUUCAGAUGAAGAGAAUGACAUAUUGAUAUCUUCUGCAACUCUUUAUAAGGAUAAUCAAAAUGAUUCUUCUGGACUUAAUUUUCCAGUGGCUCCUCCUGGAAUUUCUCAUCCAUAUUCAGAAGAUCCAGCUCUUGGGCCUGCUGGUAAUUUGGGUCUUUUUCCUACUAAUGAUGAAUUUGACAUGGGUCUGUGGUCAUUACCUCCAGGACCCCCAGAAGGCUCUGGGUUUCAACUAUUUAGUACAAAUGCAGAUGUCUCAGAUGCCUUAGUUGAUCUGCAGCGUAAUGCUCUCAAUUGCCCUCAAUCAAUGAAUGGUUAUACAUUGGCUCCAGAGACAACAAUGGGAUCUGCAAAUCUAGUCCCUGGUUCUUCCAUUGGUCAGACUGAUACAGAUAUAAAUGAUCGCUUAGUUGACAAUCCCUUGUUUGGUGCAGAAGAUCCUUCUCUUCAGAUAUUUCUUCCAACUCGUCCUUCAGAUGCAUCAGCACAGUCUGAUUUGAGAGAUCAAGCUGAUGUAUCAAAUGGCAUCCGUACUGAUGAUUGGAUUUCACUUAGGCUUGGAGAUGGUGCAACUGGUGGUCAUGGGGACUCAACAACAGUGAAUGGAUUGAAUUUAAGGCAGCAGAUACCUUCCAGAGAACGCACUAUGGAUUCUUUGGAUGACACCGAUUAGGUUCGCUAUGUGCAAUUUGCACAUGAUAUGUUGCAUCUUCUCUGCUGCUUGGUAUGAACGACAGUAGAUCUGAGAAGUCAAGUAGGCAAAGAUCAGAGAGCCCUUUUCUAUUUCCGCGGCAAAAACGUUCUGUAAGACAGAGAUUAUAUCUUUCUAUUGACUCAGACUCUGAGUAAUUGGACUUGUUUGCCUAAAGUUACUGGCGCUCCUCCCUUUGUGAAUUUUUGGGGAAAACAAGGCAUCUCGUGGAGAAAUUUGGUGGUCACUCGUGACUGGCAUGCCAGUGAACGUGAAAUGGAAAUUUUGAAACGAAGCACAGCUUAAGGUAAGAAUGGCUGCAAGGGAACUGUCCUAUCUCCGAUGGUCUUGAGCUGGCAGCUGCAGAAGUUCUUUGUUAAAGAGGGUGAGCUCGGGGCCUUGUGCCUGUUAGUGUUGCCUGCACACUCGAUGAAGCUCUACUUCUAAUUCUAUGCAUUGUAACGGGGUUGUUACAAGCACUUCCACCACAGUUAAAACACAGAUGAGCAGGUCCGAUUGAAUUUGUACAGUUAGUCAUUUAGUCCGAGAAUUGGAAUUACAUCCAUUGUUUCAAAACCUUUGGAUGCAUUGCAGUGGGGAAACAACCCUGAAGUAACACAAGGAUCCACCAUUUUGACUCUUGGUUUAAGAUGAGAUCAAAUAACCUGUAAAUUCACUCAAAAAUUCAGUUACUUAAUAGAGAAAUGCUAUUUUAUCAAAUUGA